Messenger RNA from Thamnophis elegans (Western terrestrial garter snake), 1438 nucleotides. It is a transcript of the gene RAC3, whose product is annotated as Rac family small GTPase 3. Bases 118 to 696 code for a protein of 192 amino acids. Gene Ontology annotation, cellular component: cytoplasmic vesicle; cell cortex; cytoskeleton. Gene Ontology annotation, molecular function: GTPase activity; protein kinase binding; GTP binding. The record is from RefSeq and is a predicted model, not a curated record. NCBI's taxonomy places the organism in Eukaryota, Metazoa, Chordata, Lepidosauria, Squamata, Natricidae. Gene Ontology annotation, biological process: regulation of actin cytoskeleton organization; small GTPase-mediated signal transduction; regulation of cell shape. The transcript is spliced from 6 exons.
CCGGCUACGGGUCUCGCUCGCUCGCUCACUGCGGGGCGGCAUCCAUCGCCAAGGCAGGAAAAGCGCUGAGCUCGCCGCCGCCUUCGUCCCUCCCAGCCCACCGCACUCCCCGGGCAGAUGCAGGCCAUCAAGUGUGUGGUGGUGGGAGACGGGGCUGUGGGAAAGACCUGUCUGUUGAUCAGUUACACAACAAAUGCCUUCCCUGGAGAAUACAUCCCCACUGUCUUUGAUAACUAUUCUGCCAAUGUCAUGGUAGAUGGAAAGCCCGUAAAUCUGGGCCUUUGGGACACAGCAGGACAAGAAGACUAUGACCGGUUGCGACCACUUUCCUAUCCCCAGACGGAUGUUUUUCUCAUCUGCUUCUCACUGGUGAGCCCUGCAUCUUUUGAAAAUGUCCGAGCCAAGUGGUACCCAGAAGUUCGACAUCAUUGUCCUAACACACCAAUCAUUUUGGUGGGCACCAAACUGGAUCUGAGAGAUGACAAGGACACCAUCGAGCGGCUACGCGAUAAGAAAUUAGCUCCCAUUACCUAUCCCCAAGGUCUGGCCAUGGCCAGGGAGAUUGGUUCAGUGAAGUACCUAGAAUGCUCUGCCCUUACCCAGAGAGGCCUCAAGACUGUCUUUGAUGAAGCCAUCCGUGCUGUGCUCUGUCCCCCACCUGUGAAGAAGCCUGGCAAGAAAUGCACUGUGUUCUAGAGCAUUCCUGAGUUCCACGUGUUAUGGAUGACUCUUCUAGAGUCUGAGGAGGGAGAGAGUUUGUCGGGUGUUCCCACAAGGGGAUGGCGGGGGUCCCUCAUCAUGUGUGAAGUCAGUGUUUUUUAAAUGUCUCUUUAAUUUAACGUGUUGAUGUAAACGGGCCGCAUGGGAAAAAAGAGGAGCUCGGUGCUAUCCCACCCCCAGGGUGGAGCCAUGCAACAAACACACCCUCCAUGGCUCUCUGCUAGGACAUAAUUCAUGAAUGAAAGGAACAGCCCUUUCUUACUACUUCUCUUGGUGCUAGAGCCAUUGUGGUGGGAAUAUAUCAUGAACCCCAGGUGCGGCAGGAAAGACAAACGAGACACAGGUUGAAGAACAAGCCAUUGGUGCUUUAUGAAGUGGGACACUAGCUAAGCCAAUAGUCCAGACCACUCUUGUGCUAUUCAAAUCUACCACUGCCUUUCAGGCCAUUAGCCUGUUUGCUGCUCCUAAGUGGUUUGACUAAUCAUCAAAUUCCCCUAAAGAGGGGAAGAGGGAGGUCUCUUUACCUUGUCCAGCCUCUGCAGAAGAGGGCCACCUGGGAGGAACCUUUCCGUAAGACGUGUGGAAGAUGUCAAGCGACUCCUUCCUUUUGACAGGAAUGAUGGGGGUUGGGUUAGAGAGAGCUUUGAAGGAUUUGGAGACGGGUCCAGUUUUUAAUCAUCGUGUAGUGAUGAGCUGAACACCUCUUAUUUUAUACAAU